Molecule: messenger RNA, 1088 nt
Organism: Dalotia coriaria
Lineage: Eukaryota; Metazoa; Arthropoda; Insecta; Coleoptera; Staphylinidae
Exons: 5
Coding region: 486-1055 (189 amino acids)
Source: RefSeq, a predicted model, not a curated record
UUUUUUAAUUAAAUGAACUUCGAUGCUCAGCAAACAUGUGUAUAAUUAUUUAGCUUAUGAUUAUGAGUGUAUGAUUGACGUGUGGUCAUUUAUGUACGUUCAAACUCAAUUAUUCAUUUUCGUAUUGUCUGAUACGCUGGGGUAACAACCACUUUGAUAAACCACACAAAUUACAAACAACAAAUAUGCGUACUUUAAUUAUGUUGAUGAAAUUAAAUUUUAACACGUUUUGUGUAAGUAUUACAUUUGCAACUUACUCGAACGUAAUUAAAAUAUGCUAUCUAUUGUAGACAAUAGCAAUUAUCUUCAUUAAUAACUCUGCCAGAACAAACGUAAAUUACAUUAUGUAAUGGCGGCGGUGUUCCGUUAUUUAUUAGUGUCGUUUUACACUAAAGUAGGAACAAUAGAUUGUUUCGAUAGAUUAAAGACAAAUGUGCUAUAGUGGCCUGUAGACAACUAGAGUAAUUUGUGCUAAAGCAAGAAUAAUGCCCGUCAUGCAUAGAAUAAUGCUAAUUGGAUUGAUAUUGCUGGUGAUUGCAUGCGAUUAUUAUGUUAACUCGGCGGGGAGUUUACUCAGCGAAAAUUGGAAGUUUCAUUUUCCUAGUGGUAGUGGUAUGGGCCUUUUUUUAGCUAUAGCUUUGCCUUUGGAACGUUCGCAUAGUACAUUUAUGGCGUAUAAUUUUGAAGCUAACUAUGCAUUGCCUAAUGAAGUGGUAGAGUAUGAAUAUCCGCCAUUGAUCGAGAGGAAAGCGAAAAUGUUUGAUCGACGGUUUGUUUAUGAUGCUAUCGAAUCCAAAAUGAAAAUGUAUGGUUUUCCGGGUAAAAAUUGUUUGUUACGCACGAUUUGUGAAGCUUCCGAGGAAACUGUUCAGCAUAAUGGAGUGCUUGGGGAUAUAUUGCACAUUAUAUUCACACCAUCAUCGUCAAAAGAUAAUAUUACUAACGAAUAUGAACUGGCGGAGGUUAAAGGGAGGGAACGUAGUUGCAAAGAGUACAAUAAAAACUGUACAAUCAGUUUUUUAAAUGUUAUUAGUUGGAUUGGUGAAGCUCUGUAAGAUUAUUUCAAUAAUUAUAUCCAAAGAUUUGUC